AUGAUCGAGAAAAAAUCAUUCGAGAUUGCUAUUCUCCCAGGCGAUGGCAACGGACCAAAUCUCGCCCGGCAAGCCCGCCGCAUAUUUGCAACGAUCGAGAAACACAGACGCAACUACAGCUUUCAUAUUUCGGAACAUGCGAUCGGCGGUGCAGCGUUGGACAAGGGACUCCCUGCUCUCCCUGCAGAGACUCUUAAGGCUUGUUUGAGGUCUGAUGCAGUAAUUAUAUGCUGCUGCGGGGGAGUGACUGAGCACGCUCAUGCCCCGGAAGAAGCAAUUCUGAAGCUACGAAGAGCACUAGACGUGUAUGCCAAUAUCAGGGUCGUCCAGUUCCCUAGCACGAAUCUUGUAUCGCGUAGCUCAUUCAAGAAGAACAUGGUGGAAGACUUGGACAUAACAUUCGUUCGGGAUAUGUCUGGAGGUGCAUAUUACGGAUCCAAACAAGAAUCCGACGAUGAGCACCAUGUCGCCUACGACACAACCGAGUAUUCCCGAGAAGACAUUGAGAGACUUGCGGUGUGGGCUGGGACUUACGCAAUGCAGACGACUCCUCCCAGAAACGUACACUCAGUCGACAAAGCAAAUGCCAUGGCAACAUCUCGUCUUUGGCGAUCGACGGUCACUGAUGUUUUCAAAACCAAAUUUCCGGCGGUAACGUUGAACCACUUACUUGUGGACGAUGCGGCGGCCUUGCUGUCCAGCACCCCAAUGAGUCUCAAUGGUGUCUUACUCACGGAAAAUCUCUUUGGAGACAUACUUUCUGACCAAGCUGGCGGGAUCAUCAACUCGCCAAAUGUACUGUCAUCUGCCUCUGUAUCUCACCUACCUGGCCACUUUCUUGAGAAUUCUUGUGGCAUUUUUGAGCCCCUGAACUUGAAAGCGGGUCAAAACGGUCACGACAAUCCGAUAGCGAUCAUUCAAUCUGUUUCCGAUAUGCUGCGGCUCGGCAUUGGUCUUCACGCCGAAUCCGAUGCUCUGGGUCAUGCUCUGCGACGAACAUUGGACCCACCUGAACUCAUUGGUGCUAAUGUGCUUACCAAAGAUCUCGGUGGCACUGCAACAGCUGAUGUUUUCAUGGAAACUUUGCUUGAGCAAUUCGGGUUUUUCCUUGAAGCGGCAAACUCAAUUGACAUGGCGACGGUGCAGGACGACUCUAUUCUUCCUCCCGCCAAGCAAUCACAACGUGAUCACCACGUUCGACCAAUGGGUGUAGUUGAAAAGAUCAUUACGAAUGCUGCAAUCGGUCUUGACGUACCUCAGGUGAAUGUUGGCGAUAUGGUAGCCGUCCGUGUGGAUUGGACGGUGACUUCCGAGCUCCUUUGGGCCGGAAUGGAAAAGACAUACAACCAAAUGAACCGCCCGAGACCGUAUCGCAACGAUAGAAUCUGGCUGGCCGUCGAUCAUACGGUUGAUCCCAGGACCAACCAUCUUCCAAAGCAAAAGGGGCUAAUUGAAAAGGCCGAACUCUUUCAGCGAGAAGCAAAGAUCAUCGAUUUUCUUCCAGCAAAUACCAGUAUCAUGCACACCGACUUCACUCGCGAAAGAGCCCAGCCGGGCCACAUUGUCGUCGGCAGUGAUUCCCAUACCUGUUCCGCGGGCAGUAUGGGCACCCUGGCUGUAGGGUUUGGUGCAGCCGAUGUAGUAAUGCCUUUGGUGACGGGCGAGACUUGGUUUCGUGUCCCAGAAGUCUGCCGCAUCAACUUUGUGGGCAGUCUCCCGUGGGGCACUUCGGGCAAGGACGUCAUUUUGCACAUCCUCGGACUAUUCAAACGCAAUACUAUCGCAUUCCAGAGAGCCGUUGAAUACGGAGGAGCCAGUUUGAAAGAGUUAUCCAUGGAUGCAAGGUUUGCCAUUGCAAACAUGACUACAGAGUUUGGCGGCAUGGGAGCAUGCUUUGAGGCUGACGAAAUCACUGCAAGCUGGCUGUCGCGUCGUAAACUACUUCAGCACAAGAACCGAGGUCUUUACUUUCGAGCUGAUCCUGGUGCCCAGUAUUCUGAGGAGAGAACCAUCGAUCUCUCUAAUGUUGCACCUACGAUCGCUCUGUAUCCGAAUCCCGACGAUGUGGUGCCCAUACAUACAAAAUCAGGCAUGAAGCUAGACGGCUGCUUCAUAGGAGCCUGCACCACUACCGAGGAAGACCUCGUCAUCGGUGGACUAGUUCUUGAAGCAGGACUGAAAGCAGGUAUGGUGCCGGUGAAGAAAGGAAAGAGACGCGUUACACCGGGCAGCCUGAGCAUCAUCAAGUCACUCACGGAGAAUGGAAUCAUAGAAAUCUACAAACAGGCGGGCUUCGAGGUUGGGGCACCAGGUUGCUCCUACUGUGUUGGUAUCAAUGAUGUUGAUGUUGCUGACAUUGAUGAAGUAUGGCUUUCAUCACAAAAUCGCAACUUUCGGAAUCGAAUGGGAAAAGGAAGUUUCGGCAACAUCACAAACGCCGCUGCGGUGGCAGCCUCCAGUUUUGAAAUGCUGGUGACAGAUCCAACAUCAUUAGUCAAUCAGAUCGACAAGGAGAAGUAUCGCAAGUACACCCAACAAAACUCAACACAGUCUCGAGAAGCGACAGAAAUUCAAGUGGCGCAGCCAGAACCCUUGGGUCUGAAAGAGCCCGUAAUAUUUGACGGUUCCAAUGUUGAUUUGGACGUCAACAUACCCAAAUCAGCCAAGGUGAUCAAAUCAAGGGUUCAACGUUUCGGAGAUAAUGUUGAUACAGACGCUAUCAUUCCGGCAGAAUUCAUGCCUGGUAAAGACAACAAAGAUCUUGGCAGUCACUGUUUUGAAUAUUUCCGGCCAGACUUCCGCCAGAAGGCACAUGAUGGUGCUCAAAUCAUUGUUGCGCAAGACGGUUUUGGCAGCGGAUCUUCUCGUGAGGAUGCAGUCAGAGCACUACAAGGGGCAGGUAUCGUAGGUGUAAUUGCAAAAGGAUUUGCCUUCAUCUACGACCGCAAUCAGCUGAAUAUGGGACUCUUCAAUGCCAUCAUCACCGAUGACGAUUUCUACCAGCACGCAACCGAGGGUUCCACGAUCACUGUUGACAAGGACCAGAAGAUCAUCACGAUUUGCGGUGUUGAUAAAACCUUCCGCUAUGAGAGCUCUUGGAUUGAGGAUACACUUCUCAAUGCUGGAGGAAUACUUCCUCUCUAUCAUUUGCACGGUACUUCCCUCUUCCGUCAUCUCACAAGCUCCAAAACCAAGAACUCGGCUAUUACAAUGGGCUCAGGCCUUUCAACCAAUGCCUUCAGCAAUGAACGUGGUCCACAUAGCGAGCUUGCUUGGUAG
Pestalotiopsis fici W106-1 is the source of this 3279-nucleotide messenger RNA. RefSeq lists its product as uncharacterized. Gene Ontology annotation, molecular function: hydro-lyase activity. Lineage: Eukaryota; Fungi; Ascomycota; Sordariomycetes; Amphisphaeriales; Sporocadaceae. The transcript is spliced from 4 exons. The record is from RefSeq and is a predicted model, not a curated record. The coding region runs from base 1 to 3279 and encodes 1092 amino acids.